Messenger RNA from Laccaria bicolor S238N-H82, 1833 nucleotides. RefSeq names its product glycoside hydrolase family 47 protein. The coding region runs from base 1 to 1833 and encodes 610 amino acids. Gene Ontology annotation, cellular component: membrane; endoplasmic reticulum. Gene Ontology annotation, molecular function: calcium ion binding; mannosyl-oligosaccharide 1,2-alpha-mannosidase activity. Gene Ontology annotation, biological process: N-glycan processing; carbohydrate metabolic process. The record is from RefSeq and is a predicted model, not a curated record. The transcript has 10 exons. NCBI's taxonomy places the organism in Eukaryota, Fungi, Basidiomycota, Agaricomycetes, Agaricales, Hydnangiaceae.
AUGCUUGAAACAGAAUUGCCAAACAUGUUCACUCGAAAAUGCUCCAGGAUAUGGCAUAGUUCUCGCCACCGACCACUACUGCUUGUUUUGCUCAUAGCCCUCUACACCCUCUAUCAUCUAGUACCCCGGAACACAACCGAUUAUUUCUCGGACUUUUUGAAUGCGGAAGCGGAUGCGUCACCCGAAUUAUGGAAUGAAAGGGCGGAGCAAGUGAAGCAAGCUUUUGUUCAUGCGUACCAUGGGUACGAGCGGUAUGCGUUGCCCAAUGAUGAGCUGAAGCCCAUAACUCGUGGCAAAAUCGACAACUUCAACGGAUGGGGAGUAACCGUUUUUGACUCCCUUGAUACUAUCUACCUUCUGGGACUCAAGGACGAAUUCGAAAGGGCGCUCAGAGUGGUUAAACAAACCAAUUUUUCUAUCUCCGUGGGAAAUGAUAUUGAUGGAUUUGCGCCAUAUUUCGAAACGGUCAUCCGUUAUCUCGGAGGCCUUCUCUCCGCGUACGCCCUUUCCAAAGAUCAUAUGCUCCUUGAGCGUGCCGAAGAUCUCGCAAUAGUUCUAGAUCCCGUCUUCGACACUCCCAGUGGGAUGCCGUUUUAUAGCGUGAACCCUACAACUGGUGAGCACAAGGGGCCGGAAAUUGGCAUCCUGGCCGAGAUUGCCAGUUUGCAAAUCGAAUAUACCUAUUUAGCCAAGGCAACGGGUAAGAAGCAAUACUUUCAGCGUGCGGAUGCGGUGUCCAAGACUCUUGCUCGAGCCAAUCUGCGUGACACUGGCGGAAUGUUCCCUAUACAAUGGAACCUCACGUCUGGGCAACCCAUUGGCUACCGUCUUUCCGUUGGCGCGCAAGCAGAUAGUGCACAUGAAUACUUGCUGAAACAAUAUCUACUCACAGCAAAAACAGACAAGGCUAGCCUUGAAAUGUAUCUUCGCGCUACCACUCACAUCAUUACUAAUUUGAUGUAUAUUUCCCCGACCCGACAUCUUGCAUACGUCACUGACUCCGCCACGUCCACAUUUUGGGAACUUGGUGAACCAACUCACAUCUUUGAGCACCUGUCAUGCUUCCUUCCAGGCAUGCUUGCGCUAGGAGCACACACACUCCCUCUUGACAACCUUGAUGAGGUUGGCAUUAGCUUCCAAAACCUUGGAGAUCAGGCAACGUUUGGAUACGCAGCGAAAGGAUUCAAGACUCUUAGAAAUUACAAUUUGACAGAAAUUCAUUUGUGGGCCGCCGAGAGUCUUGCACAGACUUGUUGGCUAACCUACGCCGACCAACCUAGUGGUCUGGGGCCCGAUGAAAUCACGAUGAAGACUAUUCAUUACGACAGUCCUUCCGAAAGCUAUCUGUGGAUUAAAGCAGUCGAGAAGUGGAGGACAACUGGACGAAGGGGUCCGGUCCCAGGCGUGGCUGAUCGCAAGCCUGUUGUUUAUACUGAGAGGGAGAGGUUAUCUGGAAAGGGUGUGGGUAGGGACUACGUGCUCAGGAAGCCAGGAUAUCUGCUUAGGCCAGAGACUCUUGAGUCGUUGUACAUUCUUUGGCGAGUAACGGGAGAUUCAAAAUGGAGAACACGAUCUUGGACGAUAUUUGAGGCCAUCGAGAGGGAGACCAAGACGCCGAGUGGGUACGCAAGCCUGCGGUCGGUCGAGAUGUCACCUGCUCCGAAGGAGGACAGUAUGCCAAGUUAUUUUUUGGCAGAAACGUUGAAAUAUCUGUACUUGAUGUUCAGCGUGAAAGACCCCCUACCACUGAACGAAUGGGUAUUCAACACGGAAGCUCACCCCUUUCCGGUUUUUGAGUGGAGUGAGGAAGAGAAAAAGGCUUUCGAGAUGUAA